AUGGUGAUUGGUUUGUCAUAUCGAAGCGCACUGAAGCGAUUAGAUUAUCUGGACAGGCGCCUGCGUGCAGACCCCAAGUUAAAAGAAGCAUAUCGUCACACCAUUAAUGAGUAUCUGGAGCUGGGCCAAAUGGAACGGGUUAUGCCUAAGGUUUAUAACAUCAUGCUAUCAUCAUCUGAAGGAGGAGUUCAACAUUGUUAUCUACCGCAUCACCCAGUUAUAAAGGAAACAUCAUCAACUACGAAGGUCCGAGUUGCGUUCGACGGCUCGAGCAAGGCAAGUAAUGGGAAGUCAUUGAAUGACAUUUUAGCAAUUGGGCCAAAAUUACACUUGCAGCUACCUGGGGUUAUUCUCAAUUGGCGUGGUCUAAGAUUCGUGUUUAUGGCUGAUGUAGAGAAAAUGUACAGGUGCAUCAAUAUUCCAAGGGACGAUGCCCAGUAUCAGCGCAUAUUAUGGAAACCCGAUAAGAACGAUUACAUCGAGGAGUAUGCAUGCUUAACAGUUAUGUUCGGAACUAGUUCAGCACCAGAUGUAUGUUGA
Messenger RNA from Drosophila montana, 540 nucleotides. RefSeq lists its product as uncharacterized. The record is from RefSeq and is a predicted model, not a curated record. The transcript has a single exon. The coding region runs from base 1 to 540 and encodes 179 amino acids. NCBI's taxonomy places the organism in Eukaryota, Metazoa, Arthropoda, Insecta, Diptera, Drosophilidae.